GAGAGGGAGAGGGGAGUGAGGGGGAGUGUGGGGGAGGGAGAUCAACCGGGAGUUCUCCGCUCCGAUUGGCAACAGUAGUAACAAUAGCAGCGGGGCAAAUAGUAACAGUGCUUGUGGUGGGAUGGGUGGGCCCAAUAGCAUCCAAGGCAGAGACUUUGGAGCGCUGUCAGUCAGUCAGAACCGGGAAUUCCAAGGUUCUGGGAGAGAUGGACCUAACUUGGGGCCAGAAAGAAGAGACUUUGCUCCGGCUUUCAGAGACAGGGAGCGUGAAAGGGAGCGUGAAGGAGGAAGGGAGUUUAAUCUGCCAAACCAAAACCAGAGUAGAGACUUUGGCCCCAGUGGAGCCAGCGGGGGGCAUCCCAGAGACAAAGAUGGGAGCAGAUGGGGUGAGUUUGGGGGCCAGACGAGAGACGUUGUGGGCAGUAGUAACCCUAACAACAACUCCAUCCCACAGGGAAACCCCCCAAGUUCAACCAGCGGGCUACCUGUCACCCCCAUGCUGAACCGUGACCCACCUGCGUCUCCCCAAAACAAUCCCAGUCACCCUACCCAUCCUUCCCUGCCGCCACACCCCCACCCACAUCCCCCAAACUCAUCGAACCGGGACUUACCUCCUCCCAUCGACCAGGCACAAACGCCCUCCUCUGGGGCGGAUCACUUUCACAGGGAGUAUCCACCCACUGGAGGAAAAGACUUUCCUGCUGGUGCGCCUCCUUCCACUGGCACAAAUCGGGAGUACCUAAACUCCCCUGGAGUAACUCCAAACCUGGGACGAGAGUAUUCAGGGCCCGGGGGAACGCAGCACCCCCACCCACCUCAUCCCCACUACCAGUCUGGGCCAAGAGACAGAGAGAGAGACUCAAAUCUGCGAGACACUUCUCUAUACCAAAACCGUGGAGGCCCAAGUCAACCCCCUGCACUCUCUCCUUCCUCCUCUUCUAGCCAUCACGGACACCCUUUGAAUGCUCCUUAUCCCCCUCCACCACCUCAGCCUCCUCUGCCCCCACCUCAAUCCUCCCACACCCAACCACCCCCCUCAGGAAUGGCACCCAAUGUACGUCCUCCACACUACCAGUCUUCUGCCCAGACUCCUCCGACACCCCUUUCUCCUUUACCCAGCCCAUCGACCAAUCAGAUGGGAGCUUUCUCAUCUUUUCCUCCUGGCUCCUCCUCUGCAGCCAGCAUGCCGCUUCCAGCGACAGGUGUGUCAUCCAGCUGUUCGCCUGGAUGCCGCCCUUCCCCUUAUCAUAGCACUUUGAACAACCACCCUCCUUUCAGUGGAUCUUACCACUCUAACGGAAACAACAGCAGUACUAUGGCCAACAGCAGCAGCAGCAGCAACAGUAGCGCACCCAACAGCAGCAAUACCAAUCCACAGUCACUCUCGCCUCAGAAUGUCUCAAAAGGACCUCCACCUCUUAGUAACUCCGCCAGCAGCAACAACAAUGGUAUCUCUACACCUGCCUCCAGUUCUUCGCUCCCUGGUGGAGACGGACAUUCGGAUUCAGGCCCGCCUCCUACACCGGUCAUUAAGGAAGAACCAAUAGAAGACAGGGAAGAGAGUGAAAGCCCACCACCUGUGCUGAGAAGCCCCUCGCCUGAACCAAAAGCUGUAGACAUUCCUAUCCACGCCAGCCAGUCAGCACGGUUUCACAAGGUCCUCGACCGCGGCAGUGGGAACUCCUGCGCCCGCAGCGAUGUCCUCUUUGUCCCACUCGAUGGCUCCAAACUGUGGAAGAAGAGGAAUGAGAUGAUUGAAAGGGCCCGCAGGGAGGUGGAGCAGCGGGCCAGAGACCUGCGAGAGAAAGAAAGGGAACGAGAGAGGGAGCGGGAACGUGAGAGGGAGCUCGAUCGGCAUCUACAGCAGCAGAAGGACGCCAGCGCUGCUGGAGGAGGUCGCCAGGGCUCCUCACUCUUCUUCCCUUCCUCAUCCUCGAUCAUCCUCGAUCCUUCGUCUUCUUCCGCUUCUUCCUCGGGCAACCCCGUCUCCCAUCCUCCCCCACAUCCACAACAUCAUCACUCACAUCCUCAUGCUCACCUUCCUCCGACACACCAUCUCCACCCUACCCUCUCCCACUCUAUCCCCCACUCCCUCCUCUUACCAUCCAUGGGUGGGUCACCAGCAGUGGUUGGCGGCCCUCAGGGGGCCCUGGGAAUAGGUUUAGGAGGACCAUAUUUAGGCCCUGACACCCCAGCGCUGAGAACUCUGAGUGAAUAUGCUCGCCCCCACGCUAUGUCUCCACUUGGGGUGGCAAGUCGUGCCCCGGCACACCACCCACAAGUUCAUCAUGGUCAUCCCCACGUCCACCCCUCAUUCUUUCUUCCUCAGUUUCAGAAUCAUGCUUUAGGUCACCCACACCACUUGCCCACUGAUGCAGCUACUGCAGCAGCCAUCUUGGGAUUUUUGUAUGGUGGCAGCCUGGAAGGUGGUCCAGGUGUUGGUGGUCACCCGGGAAUGGCAGGGGGCCCAGUACCUGGAGGGAUUGGGGGUGCAGGAUUGGGAGGUGUCGGCUUUCCUCAUGCAGUGGCUGCACACCGAGAUCGGAUAAAGCCAGGAUUUGAGUUUAAGAGUGAUGACCGGGUUUACCCACCAGGGUCUAUACCUGAUCCUGCAGUUCUUGCUCACUCACAUUCACAUGCUCAUGCCAGUGCCCAUGCGCAUGCACACUCCCUGCUCCUUGGAGGCAGUGCAGCGGGCAGUAAUGAGGUAUCAAUCUACGGCACUCCGCCUCCACCAGCUCCACUUGGCCCACCUCACCUCCAGAACCCAACUCUGGCCCCUGUAACUCGAGCUCCCAACCCUCCUGCUCCGCAGUCCCUGUCGAAUCCACCCCCUUCAUCUCUGCUCCCACCCACACUCCCCUCUCACCCUUCAUCUGCUCCCCCGGCUCCCCCAGCUGCCUCUGCCGCUCCUCCCCCGGCUCCUCCUCAACCUGCCCCACCGACCUCCAACGCCACCUCACUUCACCACCCUGUCCCCCAUUCUUCCUUUCUCAGCUCCCUGUCCUCUCAUCAGCCACCAGCCCUGCCCCGGCCGCUGCCCCUGAGACCUACCCCACUCCCACUCGCUCUCCUGCCUCUUACGAGCGAGAACGGAGUGGAGAAAGAGAGCGGGAGAGGGAGAGGGACAGAGCAGCUCUGCCGGCCUUUGGGGACAGAGAGCGAGAAAGAGAGAGGGAGAGAGAAAGGGGAGGAAGUGUUGGAGGCGGAGGAGGAGGAAGCGGAGGAGGGAGGGGGAAGUGGAGCCAGUACAGGUGGAGGAGGUGGAGGAGAGAAUCUGGGGCGUCUUCAGAUGCUAAAUGUGACGCCUCAUCAUCACCAGCAUUCACACAUCCACUCACAUCUUCACCUACACCAGCAAGACACAGCGGCGGGCGGGGUUCACCCCCUGAUGGACCCGUUGGCAUCGGGGUCUCCAUUGGCACGCCUCCCUUACCCAGGAGCCACACUAGGCACCCCUAUCCUGGCACACCCCCUCACUGACAGCGAGGUGCUCCGCCAACAGCUGUUCGGUGCUCCUUUCCGUGACUUGCCCCAGCCUUCCUCUCUCACCGGCCCCAUGUCUGCAGCCCAUCAGCUCCAGGCCAUGCAGCAGGCACAGAGCGCAGAGCUGCAGAUCCAGAGACUGGCCCUGGAACAGCAGUGGAUUCAUCACCAUCACCACCACUCCCUCACCCAGGAUGAGUAUUACAGUCACCUGAAGAAAGAGAGCGACAAGACCCUGUGAGGGAGGGGCACCAACAAACAGCAGCAUGGAGAAAAACCAAGGGAGAGCGUGCGCAAGGAGAGAACAAAUACAGCGAAACAAAAAAAGCACUGAAAACAAUGAGGGAAUACAAGACUCCGAACAGAGGUCGGACUCAUGGACAGGGAAAUCGCAGAAGGAAACAAGAAGAUUUUGAAGGAUUAACAAAAGAGGGAGGAGGGCGUGAAAACCUUGCACAGAGUCCCCGCGAACGGCACCAGACUCCAGCGCUUUCCUGCAUAAUGUUGUUUUGUAUUGUGCUCUGUACAGUAUAUUAGAUGGGGGCGGCAAUAGUGAAGUACAGUAUAUGUAAAAUACUUGAUGCCAGAAGGAAUGUGUACAUGAGUCCCUUUUAUGUCAUUGCAUGUAGCUAUAGGCGCUUAUUCUGAACUGGUGGAACUUUUGGUUCUAUUUUUAGUAAUUACCCCCUCCUUUGUAUCUGAGGGGCGUUCAAUAUGCAUGAGACCAGCAUUUUAGUGUUCUGUUAUGUUUACGAUCAAUAGCAUUGUUAUAAUGAUUAAUGUUGUCCGUUUAUUGAUAAUGAUAUAAUUAUAUAUACAGCACAUAUUAUUUGUAUUAUUUUUUUACAUUUUCAUGGUAUGGCAGUCAGUUUUUAUUUUUUACGUUCAAUUUAACUUGUGAAACAAGAUGCAAAGGAAGGCAAAAAAAUCUGGAAAUAAAUUAUAAUCUUUUUUUUUGCUAGUU
Oreochromis niloticus (Nile tilapia) is the source of this 4450-nucleotide messenger RNA. RefSeq names its product atrophin 1 (gene atn1). Gene Ontology annotation, molecular function: transcription corepressor activity. The record is from RefSeq and is a predicted model, not a curated record. Gene Ontology annotation, cellular component: nucleus. NCBI's taxonomy places the organism in Eukaryota, Metazoa, Chordata, Actinopteri, Cichliformes, Cichlidae.